UGCUCGAUGGGGCAGUUGGUGUGCACUUCUCCAGCCAUUCAUUUUACCCACGUGCCCCAUCACUAACGCGUCUCGUGCUCAUAAAAUCCACCGAUAAUCAUCAACAAUUACUGAUAAUCAUCAAUAUCUAUUAACUACAUAAUUACUUUAACGUCGUUUUAAUAAUUUAUCAAUAAUAAAAAUAAAAUAAAACAAAAUAAUCAUCAAAAAUAGCCAAUCUUAUUUAAGUUAUUCAAUCAAUAUUCUCGAACCACCAGAGAGGAAAAUUUUUUGUAUUAAUUAUAAUCAAUAAUUAUCGAUAAUUAUCGAUAAUUAUCAAUAAUCGUUAAUAUCGAAUAAACGAGGAUAUUUAUUGGUUUAAUGGGAGUCUAGUAAUCUGUCAAUCAAUAUUUCUAAACCAACGGAGGCGAAAAAUUUUGCAUGCCACUCAUGUGUGUAAUAAUCCGUAAUCAAUGGUAAUGAGUGAUAAUGAGUGAAAUAAAUUAAUUCUGUUUGUCUAUAUUUAUCUUGGGUGAUAUUACUAUCGUCGGGGCUGGACUCAAUCCAGUGGGAGCAUAUCGGAAAGGUAUAUAUGUGGUUAUUGAUGGCUCUUCAAUCAUCAUCUUCCUUGGUUGACCCGUAACGAGACACGUUGACGUACUGAUUACACUCGUUUCAUCAACAUCUUAUUGUUACACCGACUGAUACAAUUGUACAAUCGGCAGUUAUUGGUAUGUCAUAUUGACAUCGGCGAGGACACUGAGAUAAAUAUUUUUCGUCUGCUGUACAGAACGGGAGAAGAUCGUUAUGCUGUUAUCAGGGGCUUGGUUUGAAUUGAUAUGCGUGUCAAUUUGUGCUAUUGUUGCAUUGGCUACUAGUUACAGGCCACCCUGGUGGUUUUGGUCUGGGACAUCUCAUCAGUCUGAGACGAAAAAAGAAGAUAAAAUGAAAAACAAAGUGUUGAGCGUUCAAGAUGUGCCCGGUCCCCUCUCAUUACCAAUUCUCGGUACAAGAUGGAUAUUCUCAUUAUUCGGGAGUUAUCGAUUGGAUAAGGUUCAUGAUGCAUACAAAGACAUGAAUCUACACUACGGUCCACUGUGCAAGGAAGAGGCCCUGUGGAAUUAUCCGGUGAUUUCUCUUUUCUCUCGUGAAGACAUCGAGACAGUGAUAAAACGGGGAUCGCGAUUUCCAUUGAGACCACCCCAGGAAAUCAUAUCCAGGUAUCGGAAAUCCCGGCGAGAUCGUUACACUAAUCUUGGACUUGUUAAUGAACAAGGUGAAACCUGGCACAGACUCCGUUCAGCCCUGACUCCAGAGCUGAUGGGUGCCAACACAGUAUCCGGAUUUUUUCCCGCUCUCAAUAAAGUCGCAGACGAAUUUAUAAAUCUCAUCCGGAAUACGCGAGCCGACGACAAAGUCGCGGGUUUCGAGGAGUUGGCGUACAGGGUGGGAUUGGAGAGCACUUGCACCUUGAUUUUAGGACGUCAUCUGGGUUUUCUAAAAUCUACAUCAAAUAACACAACAGCGAGAUUGGCUGAAGCUGUGAGAGUCCACUUUAAAGCAUCGAGAGAUGCAUUUUAUGGAUUGCCCCUGUGGAAGGUUGUGCCCACCACAGCUUACAAGGAACUUAUUCAGAGUGAGGAUGAGAUUUAUAACAUCGUCUCUGAGAUGUUGGAUUCGACGAUAUGUCAGCAGAUGAAUGAUGCGAGGGAUGAGGCUGUCGAGGCCGUUUUCAAAUCAAUUUUGAGAGAAAAAAAUUUGGAUAUAAAAGACAAGAAGGCGGCCAUUAUAGAUUUUAUUGCUGCUGGAAUCCACACGGUGGGGAACACUCUGGUAUUCCUGUUCCAUUUGAUCGGAAGUAAUCCAAGAGUCCAGAAGAUUCUUCACGAAGAAGUGGCAACACUAGCUCCACAAAACUGUGAUAUCGAAGUCCAGGAUCUUCGAAAUGCCAAAUAUCUGAGAGCAUGUGUGCAGGAGGGUUUCCGAGUGAUUCCAACUACUCCCUGCAUCGCUCGUAUUCUCGACGAAUCUAUUGAAGUCUCCGGAUAUCACCUGAACGCUGGAACUGUUGUACUUUUACACACGUGGAUAGCAGGAUUGAAGGAGGGUAAUUUCAAAAAUGCCAGUGAAUUCAUGCCUGAACGAUGGCUGGAUCAUAGUGAACCCCAUUCACCAAUACUUGUAGCCCCUUUUGGUGCUGGUCGCAGAAUAUGUCCAGGAAAACGAUUUGUCGAGCAGGCUCUAUACCUCAUCCUUGCCAAAGUCAUUCGAGAAUUUGAAAUCACCUGUGAAGAUGAGCUAUCCCUACAAUUUGAAUUUAUACUAGCCCCCAAGGGGCCAGUCUCUAUCACAUUUCGCGAUCGUCAAGAGUUUAUUUAAGAAAAAUCAUCAAUUAUUCGUCCACUGUAUUUUUGUUAUUAUUUUUCAGUAAUUUAUAUCUAUUGUCUUCUGUCCCAUUUCGUUUUAAGUAUUUGUAGCACAUCUAUGAUUUUAUUUAGAUUUUAUUUCGGCACUCAUAGGUUCAACUGAACAUAUUUAUUGAUAUAUUUUUUUACAAGUGUUGUAGUCAGUUUAAUAGUUAUCGGUCAUUGUAAUCAUACGUCAGGAUUGUCUAAUCAUUGAAUCUUAUCAUGUAGAUAGAUAGAUAUGGAUUUUUUAAAUAAAUUGAGAUUAUUUUUUUGAAGGCUCGGGUGCACACUGUCAUUAUUGAUGCAUCCGCUUAUUUUUAGAUCAUUUUCUCGAUUUUCCCGUCACCUGGGAAAAUUAUUGGGAAAAUUAUCGGCGAGUGGAAUUCUCGCUGUUGUAUUAAGGACCGGUUGGAUUAUCUGGAAAAGAUAAUUUACUCCAAAAUUGGGAUUCCUAAUUACUCUGGCAAUUAA
Molecule: messenger RNA, 2858 nt
Organism: Fopius arisanus
Lineage: Eukaryota; Metazoa; Arthropoda; Insecta; Hymenoptera; Braconidae
Gene: shd
Product: cytochrome P450 family 24 subfamily A member shade
Exons: 6
Coding region: 787-2358 (523 amino acids)
Molecular function (GO): oxidoreductase activity, acting on paired donors, with incorporation or reduction of molecular oxygen; iron ion binding; monooxygenase activity
Source: RefSeq, a predicted model, not a curated record